UUGAACUGGUCGCUUGCUUUUUUCAUUAAAAGUUUAUUAGUUCGAUAAAUGUUUUCAAAGAAUGACAUUGAUUAGCAAGAAAGUAACCCAAUAUUUCAAGGCGUGGAUAUCUCGGCGAAUAUUAUCAUUGAAACCAUUGCAAACUUCUGCUGUGAAAAGUCGGCGCCCAACAUACAAUUGCAGUACAAAUUUCAACAAUCCGUCACCAGUACAAGUGAUAGUGUCUCCGUGGCGCUUUCAACAGAGGUUCCUGCGUGAAAAUUUCUCGUUUUCAAUUCUAGCGCGCACUUUACCCACUGCCCCGGUGUGGCCCGUGCAUCAUCCUCUCGUGGCCUCACGUUCAAUUUGGUCACUGGUGCAGCAACCGUACCGUCAUAAUUGUGGAUUGGUUGCAUGUGAACAGUCACCUCUACAGGCGGUGCGCAAAAUUAGUUCACAGAAUCUUCGCCACUGCUACCGGCAUUAUCAAAAUAUCAGUGACUCGAGAUCCGGUUGUCCGAUAAAGAAAUUGUGUACCGUAUCAAGCCUAACUGAUAGUUGUGUGAGUGACCACCGGUCGGUUUUCGAUAAAAGUGCUAGUAACACAAGUGAGAAAUUUCCUGUCUGCAGCAAAUCCUACAAGAUGUCAUCCAAACCGGCUUUCCAGAGACUGCCCACUAAUGUGGUACCGGAACAUUACAAUCUGUCGCUGAAACCGAACCUUAAAUCGUUCACAUUCGAAGGGGAAACAUCGGUGCAAAUUCAGAUCAAGUCUCCUACGAACCAAAUCACGCUUAACGCUCUGGACCUAGAAAUCCUAAAAGCCUCAAUCAAGUAUGGAGCAGAUGAAACGGUAUUGCUAUCCAGCGAGAAAGUGUUCUGUGCUGAUCAGGAAACGGUGUGUUUCAUUUUUCCAUCAGAGAUUCCAGUUGGGUCAGCUACGCUGGAAGUGGUAUUCAACGGAGAGCUGAAUGACAAGAUGAAAGGAUUCUAUAGGAGCAAAUACUUCACGCCGUCCGGGGAAGAGAGGUUUGCAGGGGUGACACAGUUCGAGGCAACUGACGCACGUAGAUGCUUCCCUUGCUGGGAUGAACCAGCAAUCAAAGCCACCUUCGACAUCACGCUGUCAGUACCGAAGGAUCGCGUAGCACUAUCCAACAUGCCCGUAGUUAGCGAAAGUGAGGGUGACGGUAUGCGUGUUUUGAAAUUUGAUAGAACUCCAAUUAUGUCAACCUAUUUGGUGGCCGUUGUGGUCGGAGAGUUUGACUUUGUCGAAGGUAAAACGAAGGAUGGAGUGCUGGUACGAGUAUACACCCCGAUUGGGAAAAAUGAGCAAGGUUCUUUUGCACGCGAUGUUGCUAUUGAAGUACUUCAUUACUACAACUCCUACUUUGCCAUUGAUUAUCCAUUGCCGAAGAUGGAUUUAGUUGCAAUAUCAGAUUUUUCUGCUGGUGCUAUGGAAAACUGGGGCUUAGUUACCUACCGAGAAACAUUUGUCCUUGUCGAUUCGGAGAACACAUCUUUGAUCAGAAAACAAUCCAUCGCUCUCACCGUUGCUCAUGAGAUUGCGCACCAAUGGUUCGGAAAUCUUGUCACUAUGGAGUGGUGGACACAUUUGUGGCUCAACGAAGGUUAUGCUUCAUUUGUUGAGUUCUUAUGCGUGAAUCAUCUGUUUCCAAGCUAUUCGAUUUGGAAUCAAUUCAUAACGGACAUGUACACUCGUGCCUUAGAGUUAGACUGCCUCAAAAACUCCCACCCGAUCGAGGUGCCUGUAGGCCAUCCAGCUGAAAUCGAUGAAAUAUUCGACGAAAUCAGCUAUAAUAAGGGUGCCAGCGUAAUACGGAUGCUCUAUCAUUAUCUGGGUGAUAAUGAUUUUAAGCGUGGAAUGCAUAUUUAUCUAACACGCCAUAAAUACAAAAACACGCGCACCGAAGACUUAUGGACAGCUUUCGAAGAAGUAAGUAAUAAACCGGUUGAGAGUAUUAUGUCGACUUGGAUCAAACAAAUGGGUUUUCCGGUUGUGAGAAUAGUUUCUUCUGAACAAAAAGGAAAUACACGUACUCUAAAGUUGAUGCAGGAAAAGUUCUGCGCUGAUGGCUGCCAAUCGGAGAAGAAAUGUCUCUGGAUGAUUCCUAUAAUAGUAUCCACUCCCAAAACUGCUCAUGCUCACACGUUCAUAAUGGACAAAGAAUCGGUAGAAAUUACCAUCGAUGCUGUUGAACCGAACGAAUGGGUGAAACUUAACCCAGCAUCUAUUGGGUACUACCGGACACAAUAUACUGCCCAGCUAUUGGAACAGUUUCUACCAGAGAUUAGUAGUAACAACAUGCAACCUCUGGAUCGACUAGGAUUGCUAGACGAUCUAUUUGCAUUAGUGCAGGCUGGCAGGAGCUCUACGGUCGAUGCAUUGAAGGUAAUGGACGCUUGCCGAAACGAGCAUGACUACACCGUAUGGUCAUCGAUAACAAAUUUCAUCUCGAAGCUGCAAUUGCUUCUGGCGAACAGUCCGGUAGAGGAGCGACUGUUACAUUAUGGUGUCAGCCUUUAUCAACCGGUUGCCGACGAGCUCGGUUGGACAGUAAAACCUAAUGAGAACCAUUUAGAUACGCUACUGCGCCCACUUGUUCUGAGCCGUUUAGUGUCAUUUCAGUGCCCCAAAACAACGGCUGAGGCUAAGAAAAGGUUUGAAGAGCAUGCAAGUGGUAAGAAUGUUCUUCCAGCUGAUUUAAGAAGCACUUGUUACAAAGCAGUACUGCAGAAUGCUGAUCUGGCUAUGUUCAACGAAAUGUUGCGCCUGUAUCGUGCAACGGAUCUGCAUGAGGAAAAGGAUCGUAUUUCCCGAGCACUUGGCUCAGUUGGCGAUGUGGACAUUCUUCGCAAAGUGAUAGAAUUUGCCAUGUCCGAUGAGGUGCGCGCUCAGGAUUCGGUGUUCGUUAUCGUGUCAGUUUCAAUGAAUCCCAAAGGACGCGAUAUGACUUGGAACUAUUUCAAGGAAAAUUGGAAGGUCUUGUUGGAUCGUUACGACGGAGGCUUUCUGCUAUCUAGACUGAUCAAAUACCUGACGGAAAACUUCUCUACCGAAGAGCGGGCACAGGAGGUUGAACAAUUCUUUGUGGAACACGACUUCCCAGGAACGGAACGGACGGUUUCGCAGUCCAUCGAGACAAUUCGACUGAAUGUAGCAUGGCUGAAGCGAGAUCUAGAGGGAAUUUCAAGCUAUCUAAAGGAAUAGAUCUAUUUAGUCCAGAUACAUUUGUUUUGAGCAACUGAUCCAAUGUCUAGUUUUGGUACAAUUUUUUGUCAUAAUUUAUUGCAUGAAAAAAUAGCCUAUUGCAUGCCAUCCAGUUUCAGGGUAUUUUGAACACAUUGUCCUGAUUUUUUUUCGUUUCAUCCAAGAUGAUAGCCAAAGUUUUUGCAAACUAGCAGUGCCAGUAGUUUAAAAUGAACAAUUUGAAAAAAUAAUCGUGCAUCAUGCUUUAUAAAUACAUUGCAUUUUAUAUAGCCAAGGAAUUUGUUUUAUUACUAAUAUAUACGAUCUAGGUUUGUAGAGAUAAUUAUACAAUCAGUUGCACAGAACAUUAGUUGUGUUAUUUGUAUAGUCGAGUUGAUUAAAUGCAAUUCUGCGAACUAGAAGAUAAAACCGAAAAUAUUUGUAAGUUGUUGAAACAUGCAAUUAAAAAUUAAAAAA
Molecule: messenger RNA, 3667 nt
Organism: Topomyia yanbarensis
Lineage: Eukaryota; Metazoa; Arthropoda; Insecta; Diptera; Culicidae
Gene: Psa
Product: puromycin-sensitive aminopeptidase
Exons: 5
Coding region: 62-3211 (1049 amino acids)
Biological process (GO): peptide catabolic process; proteolysis
Cellular component (GO): cytoplasm
Molecular function (GO): peptide binding; zinc ion binding; metalloaminopeptidase activity
Source: RefSeq, a predicted model, not a curated record